Trichogramma pretiosum is the source of this 1157-nucleotide messenger RNA. RefSeq names its product MICOS complex subunit mic25a (gene Chchd3). Gene Ontology annotation, biological process: inner mitochondrial membrane organization. Gene Ontology annotation, cellular component: MICOS complex. Lineage: Eukaryota; Metazoa; Arthropoda; Insecta; Hymenoptera; Trichogrammatidae. The transcript is spliced from 3 exons. Bases 329 to 856 code for a protein of 175 amino acids. The record is from RefSeq and is a predicted model, not a curated record.
UGCUAGUUUUGAGCUAUCAUCACACUAGUUCCAAUCUUAACCUCUCUCCGCAAUAGCUCUUUUAUGUAACACACUGUCAGCAAGGUCCGAGAGCAGUCGUGUGUAUAGCUAUAAAAACAAUUUCUUACAUUCGCACCAAAACACGAAUGAAGGACUGUACGUGUCAACCUGCUUGAACAUCCUCUCGCAGGUUAGGCCUUCGCCCAAAAUCAAUCGCAAGUUUCGCCUCUCGAUCAUCGUUUGACACUUUAUUCGGCCGAGUCGGCGACAAUCAGUCGAGCUGAUUUCUCUAAACCCUUUUCCAGUUAUCAAAUUGCUGCUCCACAAAAUGGGUUCCAGUCAAAGCACACGCAAAUUAACCAUCAACAAUGACGAAGACGAUGCCAAUGUCAUCCGCAUAUCUGACUCGGUGGCUCAACGUUUGGCUAACGAGCAAUCAAAACAAUCCGAUAAACAGGAGGUCGCGAGUCCUGCGGUAAGGACAGCUCGCGAAGUGGAGCUCAGUCACACCGCUCAUCCUCACUUCACCAUCUCUGCGUUGGAAAUGCAGCAACAAAAAGAGAGAGAGCUUCAAGAGCAAGAGACUUAUUAUCAACGCAGAUUGCAGAAUUUAGAAAAGACUCAUGAAAAAAUCAAUACUGCUAUUGAUACCGAGUAUAAAAAAGCACUCACUAUUUUUGAUGAUUGUAAAGUCAUCAAAGCUCAGGAUGCCGUUAAACCUUGCAUCGAAAACAGACAAAAAGUUUUGAAAUGUUAUCAAGAGAAUCCAAGAGAAACUCUGAGAUGCGCGAGCUUGGUUGAAGAAUUCUCAAGUUGUGUGGAUCAGCGCAGGGCACAGCUUAUGCGAUGCAAUUAACACAUAAGUUAACUGGUGUCAAAAAACCAAAAAUGGAAAAAUUUUAUUCUGUUUUACUUGAAAAUACAUAAUGACUAGUUGUUGGUAGUAUACAAUGAAUAACUAAUUUGUGGAGUAUUUUGAGAUAUUGAAUGACAAAUGAGUGAAUGCAAAAUACAACUAUCCUGGAGCAAAAUAAAAGUUUGUUGUUCGUGCAAUUUCUAAUUUCCACUAGGUUUGGUCAGAUGAAAGCUCAUGAACUUUGGAUUGUUAUUCAUGGUUCUUAGAAUAUUUUUAUUAAAUAAAAUAUGUAUAAAAAAAA